AUGCCAGUCUAUUUCUUGAGUAUCGGCGGACCCAACUUUAUGGAAAACACGCAGCAUCCUGCCUACGCGAAGUUAGGCGAGGUUGGUAGAGAGAUUACGACCAAAGUCAAGCCUAAAGCGAUCGUCGUCUUCUCUGCACACUGGCAAGAUAGCCCAAAUCGUAUCCAGAUUAACGCCGCAGAGGACACCGAUAUCAUCUAUGAUUUCUUCGGGUUUCCACCUCACUACUACGAGUACAAAUUUCCGAACAAAGGCAGCCCUGAACUUGCGAACAAGGUCAUUGAGAAGCUGGGCGGCGCCGGCAUCGAGGUGCAGAAGGUGAAGCGAGGGCUUGAUCAUGGGGUAUGGGCAGGCUUUGUUGUCGCCUUCGAUCCCAAUAAGAACCCUCUGAACAUGCCCAUCGUCCAAGUCUCCCUCUUCGACAACGAGGAUAUCGGUCGCCACUAUCGCAUGGGCGAGGCGCUCCAGAGUCUCCGUGACGAAGGCAUACUGAUCGUAGGUGCUGGAAUGGCAGUUCACAACCUACAGGAUUACCGAAAGUCUCGAGGAUCGGGUAAAAAUAUGCCUUACUCCUCCACCUUCGAUGAUGCACUCAAGAACGCCGUGACUUCCAAUCCAGAAGAACGCAAGGAGAACCUGCUGGACCUUAUGAAGCGCAGUGAUGGGAGACAAGCGCAUCCAACGCUCGACCAUAUCCUCCCCAUGUAUGUCGCUGCUGGUGCGGCAGGUGAGAGCUCUGGUGAACAGCUCUGGACGAUGCCUGAGGUGAGUCUGAGCUGGGCACAAUACCGAUUUGGUGAACUUCCAACUACAGCGUGA
Molecule: messenger RNA, 819 nt
Organism: Alternaria postmessia
Lineage: Eukaryota; Fungi; Ascomycota; Dothideomycetes; Pleosporales; Pleosporaceae
Exons: 3
Coding region: 1-819 (272 amino acids)
Molecular function (GO): ferrous iron binding; oxidoreductase activity, acting on single donors with incorporation of molecular oxygen; zinc ion binding
Source: RefSeq, a predicted model, not a curated record